AUGAACAUAAUUGAACAAGCUACAAUGAUUAUUAAUACUACUGGUAAUCAGUUAGAAGAACAAAAAAGACAUUUCGAUGAAUGGAACCAAGAAAUAGAAAAUAAAAUUGAUGAAGUAUCAACCCAAAUAAAAGAAAUGUUAUUCAAACCAAAAACGUUAUCAGACCAAACAAUUAAAGAAGAAAUUAAAAUACUUGGAGCUUAUGAACUUUAUAACCACAACCUCUUUUUAAGUCUUAAUCAAAGAAAUACUAAAUUAAAUAAACAAAAAUAUUCUAUUAAAGAUAUAGUAACAAUUCAAUUUAAUGAUUGUUCAUAUAAAAUUCCAAAGAAAUAUGCUGAGGAGUUAUUAAAAGAAUGUAAAGAAGUUAAUGUUAUUAAUUUAAGUGGAAAAGGAUUUGGAUUUGUUACUGAAUAUCUUCGAGGUGAAGAAAUAUCUGAAUUUAAAGAAGAAGAAAAAAAUCAAGUUAUACAACUAUUUCAAUAUUUUGGUUUAAAUUGGAAAGGACUUAAUUCAUUUAAACGUCCAAUUAUCAUCAGUGAAAGUGAUAUUUUUAUUAGUGGAGAAUUUACAUAUGAAAUAAUAGAUGAUGGCGUUUCUGUUCAAAAAACCCAAAACGACAAAAACAAGUCAAUUCUUAUUAUUGAUAAAGAAAUUACUAAAGUAUGUUUUACUGUUGAAUCUAUUGGAGAAUACCCAUACGGUUACUGUAUUAUUAUUGGAUGUUGUACUGAUAAAAAUGAUGUUUUUGGAAGUGGAGUAUAUCUUCCAAUAAAAGGUGGGUAUAUUGUUUCUAAUGGACUUCAAAGAAAUGAACAACAAAUGUCAUUUAAUUCUAUUAAAGAAGAAGAUGAUAUUUGGUUUACUUUUGAUGCUGACAAUCAAAAUGUUCAAAUUCAACUCAAUGAUGAAGAACAAAUCAAUGUAAAGGUAAAAGGGACUCAUUUUUAUCCAUUCGUUAUUAUGAAAUAUAAAGAACAAAUCAUCCAAAUAAGUCAUUUAAGUAAUAAUUGA
Entamoeba dispar SAW760 is the source of this 1014-nucleotide messenger RNA. RefSeq lists its product as uncharacterized. The coding region runs from base 1 to 1014 and encodes 337 amino acids. Lineage: Eukaryota; Evosea; Mastigamoebida; Endamoebidae. The transcript has a single exon. The record is from RefSeq and is a predicted model, not a curated record.